AUGCCUUCUGCUACUACUAAACUGACCGGUACUCCGCUGGCCAUUGACCACGACAUCAAGCAGGACGUGGUACACGAUGACGACCCCGAGGCGAACGAGCACGAGGUCGACCUCAAGGGCGGCCAAGAAGAGCUCAGGACGUUUGAUCCUGCUUUCGUCAAGCGGACUCAGCGCAAGCUCGACCUGCUGCUCAUCCCCCUCUUAACCAUGGUCUACCUCUGCUCAUCCCUCGACAAGUCCAACCUCGGCAAUGCAAAGACCUUGGGUAUGGUCGCCGACUUUGGCGGUGACGCAAGUGGCGACAAGUACGCCUUGCUCAACGCGUUCUACUAUAUGAGUUACGCCCCUUUCAUUGUCCCUCUUGCCAUCCUGGCGAAGCGGACUCGAAUGGGCAAGACCCUCGCGUGCUGCGCCGUCUUCUGGGGUAUCGCCGCCACUGCCUUCGCCGGCGUUAACAACUUUGCCGGUGCCAAUGCCUGUCGGUUCCUCAUCGGUCUUGGAGAGGCCGGAUACGCCCCCCUUGUCCAGCUCUACCUAUCCCGUUUCUACUCCCGUCAAGCUCUCGGCUCCCGAGUCGCCUUCUGGCUAGCUAUGGCCCCCAUGGGAGGCUUCAUCAACGGAAUCAUCGCCUACGGUGUCGCCUUCGUCACCGGGCCCCUCUCACCCUGGAGGGUCCUCUUCCUCCUCGAGGGUGGGCUCACACUCAUCGUCGCCAUCGUCGCGGUCGUGAUCCUUCCCAACGACAUCCCAUCCUUCCGCUACCUUACUGCCGAGGAGAAGGACUACAUCAUGUAUAUGCGCGCCAUGGACUAUGGGACUGAAGUACCCAAGAUCAACUGGUCUCACGCUCGCGGCGCUUUCUACCGAUGGCAGCAGAUCACGCCCGCCUUCAUCAAUAUGGCUCAUCAGACCAUGGGCGCAGCACUGGGAGCUUACCUCCCGACCCUCAUGGCCGAGAACGGCUUCAAGGGUGCCAAUGCCCAGAUCGCCACUCUGGGUCCGUACGGUGCUGCUGCUGUCUCCAUGGUUAUCGGUGCCAGGAUCUCCGACCAUUACAAGAACAGAGGCUGGGUCGUCCAAUUUGGCGGUGUCCUCUCGACCAUCGGUUUCCUCAUCUACCUCGUCGUUCCCUCCACUAAUCACCCUGCUCGUUUCGCCGCCCUCAUUCUCGCUGAAGUAGGGCACUACAUCGCGGUCCCCUUGCUCACUACCUGGGUCGCCAACAAUGCCGGAAACGAAUCCCGCCGUGCCAUCGCCGUCCCGUGGGGUGUCUCUCUCGCUGUCGGACCAGCUGUCGGCUCAGGCUAUCUCUUCCCGGCCAAAGACGGACCCGUCUACGUCCUGGGCUCCGCCAUCUGCGUCGGCCUCUCGGUCUUCUCAUCCGUCGUAGCGGGCAUCUACCAGUUCCUCAUCUGGCGCGAGAACAAGCGGAGGGACGCGGAAGAGGGCGGGCCGCCCGCGCUUGGGUUCAGGCCGGACGUGCAGACUUAUGCGGAUGAGGCGCCGGGGUAUAGGUACAUCGGAUAG
This is a messenger RNA of Dioszegia hungarica, 1527 nucleotides long. Its product is annotated as major facilitator superfamily domain-containing protein. Gene Ontology annotation, biological process: transmembrane transport. Gene Ontology annotation, cellular component: membrane. The transcript is spliced from 11 exons. NCBI's taxonomy places the organism in Eukaryota, Fungi, Basidiomycota, Tremellomycetes, Tremellales, Bulleribasidiaceae. The record is from RefSeq and is a predicted model, not a curated record. Bases 1 to 1527 code for a protein of 508 amino acids. Gene Ontology annotation, molecular function: transmembrane transporter activity.